Messenger RNA from Aaosphaeria arxii CBS 175.79, 1129 nucleotides. RefSeq names its product E set domain-containing protein. Lineage: Eukaryota; Fungi; Ascomycota; Dothideomycetes; Pleosporales. The transcript is spliced from 4 exons. Gene Ontology annotation, molecular function: protein binding; Rho GDP-dissociation inhibitor activity. The record is from RefSeq and is a predicted model, not a curated record. Gene Ontology annotation, biological process: Rho protein signal transduction. Gene Ontology annotation, cellular component: cytoplasm; cytosol; membrane. Bases 396 to 998 code for a protein of 200 amino acids.
AUUAAUUAAUUGGCUUUCAUAGUAAUAGUGGCAAGGGGCCAGCGGGUGACGUGGAUCAUGCUAUCCCAAAAUGGCUGCCCUCAAGUGCCUUUUCGAAUCGUGGAAGGGAAGCGGGCUCUAACACAUUCCGUCUCAGGAACUCACCAAUCAGGCACCGUCACGCUAUGGAGGGGCGGUGAAUGGAUCCCAUUGCCCCGCCGUCGUACUGCUGCUGACCUGCUUCCUGCUGCUUUACUUCUCAAUUCCUUUGACAACUUCUUUCUCUCAAUCUUUAUUACCCAUUUCUGAUAUUGUCAAUCAAUCAAAAUCACCUCUGCACUUCCAGAGGUUCUUGAUAUCCAUAUCCAAUAUACCUUUCCUGCACCAUUACCCCACAAACCUUCACGUAGUCCAACAUGUCUGGCGCCGCUCACCCUGAUGAUGAGCUCACCCCCGAGCAGACCGCCGGAUUCAAGGUCGGCGAGAAGAAGACAAUCGACGAGUAUCAGCAGCUUGACCAGAACGAUGAGUCCCUCCGCAAGUGGAAAGAGUCACUCGGCCUCGGAACUGGAAAGAGCAUUUCCGACCCCAACGACCCCCGCAAAUGCAUCAUCGAAUCGCUCGGCUUGGAGGUUGAGGGACGACCGGAUAUCAUAAUCGACUUGAAGUCGCCCGGCGCAGUCGAAACACUCAAGGACAAGCCAUUCGUGAUCAAGGAGGGCGCGGAGUUCCGCAUGAAGGUCCAUUUCAAGGUCCAGCACCAGAUCUUGUCUGGAUUGAAGUACCUCCAGGUCGUCAAGCGUGGUCCCAUAAGCAGCAAGCACCAGGAGAUGCUUGGUUCAUAUGGUCCCAGCACAGAGGAGAAGCCUUUCUACGAGAAGAAGUUCGAACCCGAUACUGCCCCAUCCGGCAUGCUCGCACGUGGUCACUACAACGCUACAUCCAAGUUCGUCGACGACGACAACGAGACGCAUCUCAAGUUCGAAUGGUCGUUCGACAUCAAGAAGGACUGGAAAUAGAUGGCAGCGGUGUGAACGGUGAGAGACAGACGAGGGUUAUCAUAACCGGGGGAAGCAUAUGAUUGAUUCAAAAAGCUUGGAGACAGCACGAAUAGAACGCAAGGAAACGGCCUGAAAAUGACGAACUGGAC